Messenger RNA from Eufriesea mexicana, 3919 nucleotides. RefSeq names its product Pre-mRNA processing factor 4 kinase (gene Prp4k). Gene Ontology annotation, molecular function: ATP binding; protein serine/threonine kinase activity. The transcript is spliced from 13 exons. Gene Ontology annotation, biological process: peptidyl-threonine phosphorylation; peptidyl-serine phosphorylation; mRNA cis splicing, via spliceosome. NCBI's taxonomy places the organism in Eukaryota, Metazoa, Arthropoda, Insecta, Hymenoptera, Apidae. The coding region runs from base 75 to 3188 and encodes 1037 amino acids. The record is from RefSeq and is a predicted model, not a curated record.
UUCAUGUGUGCGUGUAGUUGUUUUGUGAAGUGAUUCUAUUGUUUUUUCUUAACAAUAAUUUUCAAACUCUUAUCAUGGGUACAUCAGAUUUAGAAUGUAUAGAGUCUAAGAGAGACAUGGUUACUAUAGAUUCUGAAUCCGACAUGUUGGUUGACCAACGAAAGAAAAAGAAAAGGAAACAUAAACACCAUAAACAUAAGAAAGAUAAAUUAAUUGAACGAGAAGAUGGGAGAAUAGAACGGCAAGAACGGAAAAGGCAUAAGAAACAUAAACGACCUAAAAAAGAAAGAGAAGUUGAAAAUGGAUCAUUGGAUGAUAAAACAUCACGUGCAAUUCAAAAAGAUUUAGGUGUAAAUGGCAAAGUAAAAAAUUCUUUAUUGGAAGUGGUUUCUACUGAAGAGAGUGAGGAUGAAAAACUAGUAGAUUUAGAUUCAGAUGAAGUUGAUUGUACUAUUAUUGAAGAUGAUAUCGACCUUGAAGAAUUAAUGAAACAAAAGGAGCGGUUACAAGCGUGUUUAGUACAAUAUCUUUCGGAUGAAUCUGAAAAAGAGGAAAAAGAACCAGAUCAAGAUGAAAUAAAAGCUGCUGAAACACCUGAUGUUAUACUUGUAGAGGAUGAUAGUGAAAAUGACAAUAUACCCCCUAAGAAACGAGCUAGAAGUAAGUCUGGUAGUAGAGAACGCAAAAAAAUAAUGAAACCUGAAAGACGUGUAGUGGUAGACAUGACUAGAGACCGUAGGAGUCGAGAGGAGCAUAAAGAUAAACGAAGAGAAUCAGAAAGAAGGCGGGAAGAAAAAGUUCGUACUAAAGAGGAAGUAAGAAGAGAUGAUAGUAGAAAAGACGAUCGUCAAGUGCGGAAAACAAGUGAUAGACACAGAGAGGAUUCGCGUAAGGAAGAUAAUAAAAGACGGAUAGAAGAUGAUAAGCGUAAAGAUUCUAUUAAAAGAGAUGAAUUACGUAAAAGAGAACAAGAUAGAAGAGAAGAAGAACGAAGACGAGAUACAGACCAUCAUAAUUCUAGAUCUCGCAAUGAAUAUAAAUCAUUGGAUAAAAACGAUAAAUCUAAACGCGAAAGUCGUGAUAGAUUAGAAAGCCGAGAACGACAAAACAGUCGUGAUCGACAUGUGAGUCAUGACAGACAUAUUAGUCGCGAUCGUCAUAUCAGUCGUGAUCGACAUGUUAGUAGGGAUCGACACAUUAGUCGAGACCGACAUAUUAGUCGAGACAGACACGGUAGUCGAGAUCGUCAUACCAGUAAAGAUCGACCGGCUAGUCGCGAUCGUCGUAGUCGAGACAGACCUACGAGCAGAGACCGUCAUAGUCGUGAUAAAAGAGACAGUAGGGAGCGUCAUACUAGUCGAGAUCGGCCUAGAGAUGCUAGAGGUAGUCGCGAUCGGAAUGAUAUGCGAGAUCGACGAGACAGUCGAAACCGUGAUAGAAUCAGAGAGCGUUCAAGAAGUACAAGAAGAUCUCGUAGCCCUAUUAGAAGUAGAUUGGAUAGAGAUCGAAAUGACCGAUAUAAACGCUCUAGGUCACUCUCACGAGGUAGAAGAGAUCGGGAUAAACAUGACAGGGAUAGAGAGAAAAAUGGUAAAAGAGAACGUAAUGAUAAAUAUAAAGAUUCUUUAUCAGAAGGGCUGAAAGUAGAACACUCAGAAACUUCAAGUGAAGAAGAUAUCAAAGACAUUGAUAUUGAAGAAGAAGAAGAUGAAGAAGCUAUUAUUGAACGUAGAAGGAAACAAAGAGAAGAACUUUUAAAGAGGCUGGGUGGCCCAAAUGAAGAUUCAAAUAUGUCGGCUGAUAUUAAUGCCGUUCCUGCAAGUCCACCUUCUGAAAGUCACUCAAAUGUGUCACAAAAGUCAAUAGAAGUUCCAUCUAAUAAUAACGAAUCCACAUCAGAGAGUCAUACCCCACCACUGCCUGAAAAACCAAAGUCGCCACAAGUUAAAAAGAGAAAAUCUAGGUUUGAAGAUGCCCCACCAGAAGAGAUUGAUAAAAAUGAAGAUGCGAAACCAAUGGAAAAAAUUAAACAAGAAGAAAAACAAAAUGCGAAAAAGUCUAAUGAAUGGGACAUGUUUGCUGAGGCAGACAAUAUUGGUGAUUUUAAUAGUCCCACAGUCGAAGGAAAACGACAAGGUGGGCCAGAUAAUCCAAGUUUAACAGAUAAUUGGGAUGAUGCAGAAGGAUAUUAUCGGGUACGUGUGGGUGAAACAUUAGAUUCUCGAUAUGUUGUUUAUGGAUAUACUGGUCAGGGUGUAUUCAGUAAUGUUGUAAGAGCUAGAGAUACUGCUAGGGGCAAUUUAGAUGUUGCUGUGAAAAUUAUAAGGAACAAUGAAAUAAUGCACAAAACUGGCCUUAAAGAAUUAGAAAUUCUUAGAAAACUUAAUGAUGCAGAUCCAGAAGACAGAUUUCAUUGUUUGCGACUUUUUAGGCACUUCUUUCAUAAAAAUCACCUAUGUAUGGUGUUUGAACCUUUGGCUAUGAAUUUAAGAGAGGUAUUAAAAAAAUAUGGAAAAGACGUUGGUUUACAUGUUAAAGCGGUAAGGUCGUAUACGCAACAACUUUUCCUUGCUCUCAAGUUAUUAAAACGUGCAAAUAUUCUACAUGCUGACAUUAAACCGGAUAACAUUCUAGUCAGUGAAAGCAAGUUAGUACUGAAACUCUGUGAUUUCGGCUCAGCGUCCCAUGCUCAUGAAAAUGAGAUAACACCGUAUUUGGUAUCAAGAUUUUACCGAGCACCUGAAAUUAUUCUUGGUAUACCAUAUGAUUUCGGCAUUGACAUGUGGUCUGUGGGAUGCACCAUAUACGAAUUAUACACGGGAAAAAUAAUGUUCUCGGGCAAAACGAACAACCAAAUGUUGAAAUUCUUCAUGGACUUAAAAGGCAAAAUGCCUAAUAAGCUGAUUAGGAAAGGCACAUUCAAGGACCUACAUUUUGACUCUAACUGCAAUUUCCUGUAUCAUGAAGUUGAUAAGGUCACGGAACGGGAGAAAGUUGUAGUGAUGUCUACGUUACCUGCCACUCGUGAUCUAAGCGCAGAAUUAGGUGGAAAUUCUUUACCACCAGAACAAAGUCGAAAAGUUGGACAGCUAAAGGAUCUUUUGGAACGAACAUUGAUGUUGGAUGCAGGAAAGAGAAUCACUGUGAACCACGCUCUGGCGCAUCCAUUUAUACAAGAAAAGAUCUAGGUCAAUAGAGUGCAAUAUUUUUAUAUUAAUUAAUAACCACUACAAACGAUGAAUAAAAUGUUGGAGUUCACCGUUGAUGCAUUUAUCGACGAUCAUAAAAACAACAUGUUUGUACUCAGCUCGGAACAGUGUAGUGUAUCAAAGGGCGUAAAAAUCUCUUUUUCGUGUCAAUUUUUUUUGCAAUAGAAACAGCUUAGAUUUGGUUUAUUUCUUUUCUUUCUUUAUGCACAGCAGCUAUAAAAUAAUAAAUCCAACAUGAUGAAUACUAAAAGAAGAGGCCUGAUGAAUAUACGUGGUUAAUCGAUAUUCUUCCGUGGAUGAAAAUGAAAACUGGGAGAAGUGACCGCCUCUUUCAGCAUGAACUGGCCAUCGAUACUUAGCAUAAUGGUGGUACAUAGUAUUUUUCUUUUUCUCAAUCUUUCGAAUUUCAAGGCGCGAAUUCCUUUAACAAAUGAUAACUCGUAAUAAAUUAUUAUAUCACAAAUGAAUGAUAAUGCGUUACAUUCGCGACGAAGAAUUCCGUGUUUGCGAAAUUGUAAAACUUUUACGAAUUUGAUCGUAUAGUUCACGAACACAGAACUUUUUUUGUUCUUCUGUGUCGUCGUGCGCAAAUGCACGAACGGCAUCGAAGUCUAGUAACAAGGAAACUUGUACUGACAAGGAAGAUACAAAUUGUAUAGUAAGUAGGUUAUUGAAAUAAAACGACACAUGCUUAUCAGAAUGAGAAACAA